This is a messenger RNA of Acaulospora colombiana, 2059 nucleotides long. NCBI's taxonomy places the organism in Eukaryota, Fungi, Glomeromycota, Glomeromycetes, Diversisporales, Acaulosporaceae. The record is from the annotation of a GenBank genome assembly.
AUGUUUCCGGAUUUUGUCCAAGAAUUUGGAGAAUUUAGUUCGGACGUUGGAAACGGUGAUGCGAAUCAACAGACGACUCAAGAAGACAUUUCUAUUGUGAAAGAGGAAAUCAUCUUUGAAAUUGGUGAAUUGUAUAAAAGUAUGAUAAUCGAUUUCAAAUAUCACCCUGUCACAGGCAUCUCUAAUCGCCCACAGCUAAUGCGUAAGACAUUUUGGUCCACUUUCGAUAUGGCAAGAAAUCUGACCUUGUUAAGUAAAAGAUUAUACCCCGAGGAACUCGACGACACGUUUACCACAAUUCAAUUACUCUGCACUUCUUUGUUAAAGAGUUGGCUGGCGGAGGGUACAGGAUUAGAAAGCUUCGAUGGGGAAACACUUGUGAACGACAAAAUAUAUGACUUUUAUAAAGACGAGAAUAUUGUUGAAGCCAGGAAGUUGGGUGUCAUUAUUGCAAACUUUCAAAGGCGUCUUAAAGAACUUCUCAAGCUGUGGCCAGAACAUGCAAUUCUUCAACAACUCCACAGCAUUUGUGAUAGGAUCAACGGAUUCAAAUUAAAUUCGCCAAUCGCGAAAUUACUCACUGGAUUGGAACUCUUGUUGCAAAAGUCUGAGGAUUGGGAAUCCUACGCUAGUCGAGAUGUGUCUAUGAAACCCAAUCGAGAAGAAGUGACCAACCUCAUUAUUUGUUGGCGUCAACUCGAACUAACCUGCUGGCCAAAAUUAUUAGCAGCCCAAGAUAAAUAUUACAAGAAAUCCGCUUUGAAGUGGUGGUUCCACCUUUACGGAUGCAUAAUUCGUCCCGUGCACGAAAUUAGUCGUCGGUACGCUGAUGGCGAUGCACCUCCGGUAUUCAAAGAUCAUAUCACUGAAAUUGUCAAAAGCCUAGAUCAAUUUGUGCAAUCAUCGAAUUUUGGAGAAUUCGAAUCGAGACUAGAAUUGAUUCGCAUUUUCUACAUGCACCUUUGCAAUUACUCUCCUACACACGGUUCUCUUUACAAUCAAGCUGCUGAUGCGCUGUGGAACGUUUACAAAUAUUACCUGCAAUUUCGAGAUGAGCUCCGAAACUCUCUGGGAAACCUGCGCAAACCUAUCGAAGAAGAACUCCAUCAAUUCGUCAAGAUUGCUAGUUGGAAAGACGUAAACAUCCAUACGCUCAAACAAAGCGCACAAAAAACACAUCGGCAUUUGUCCAAAUGUAUCCGUAAAUAUAAGGAAAUACUUGAUAGGCCGAUUACCGAUAUCAUGGCAAUGUCUCAAAACAAUUGUUUGAUCAUUCGAGAGAAAGGACAAGAGUACGACGUUGACGAGGGCUCAAAACUAUUUUCUUCACCGGAAAAAUGGCUUUCGAAUAUUUUACCCAUCGAGCAUCCGGAGGAAACCUCGGAGUUACAGCGGGCACUGAGUGAACACGUUUUGCCAACUCCAAACCGAUUCGUAAACAUUAAUGCCACCUUACGAAAAUUCCGAUCCUAUUGUUAUAAUGAUAUUUUCGGUAGAAAUUCUACGCGUAAUUUUUGUACCGAUGAUUUUGCGACGGAAAUUAUUCUCGGGAUAAAGGCACUUCAAGACGAAACCAAUCCUGCGAUGAGCAAGGAAAGCAAGGGAUCUUUAAAGAAUCUUAAACUGAUCAAGAAAAAGUCCUUGAUUGAUCUACUAAAGGAGUUGAAGCGGAUCGGAUUACACGCGUUUCCAAACCGAAAGGCGAUAGAGAAACAACAAGAUCUAGUCGGAUAUAUUUUGCAACUCCCAAGAUUACAAUCUUUAACUGAAACUUUAACAACGUUGGUUUUUAAAUAUCAUUCAAAUUGCCAACUUCCGGUAGGAAAGGAUUCCUUUUUAAUUAGCGAAAAGGUCGAUGAUUACUACUACCGGAUCAUAGCAAGAAUCAAUUAUCUUCGUCUUGCGUCAGCCAACUACUCCAAAGACUUAUCGCCUCAAGAAGUGCGUAAAGCACUUGGCUUCACCGAAGAUUUAUUAUCCCUGAUUGUGCAAGAACGCAGAUGGUUGGUGGAGUUUGAGGUGCAGUACAGACAACUUUCGGGAAUAAUGGUUCAAUUAG